GUGCCCUUUGGGAAGCUAUCUAGUCUACCACGGUACUACUCCUAGAGCCUGAGGAAGUUGAGCAAAGGAGGAUUCACUUUUGAGCUCAGUCAGGGCGCCUCCCUGGCGCAGGCGCACUUUUUUUGCAUCUGAGCUCUUCCACAAUGGAGCUUCAAGUGGAGAUUUCGGGGACCAGAUCUCCCUAGCAAAAGGCUCCUCCACUCGGAGCGAACGCAGCAUGGCGAGGGCCUGGUGUGCUGCACUCUUAGCUCUGAUUGUCGCAUGCGCUUUUGCCAGUGUGGCAGCUUUUGAUAAGCCGGGUUCUGCCUCGACUCUGUCUGAAGGAGCUCAGGAAGCGGUGGGGGUGAGCCCCGUGCCUGACUGCAAGUCGGUGAUUGUGCAUGAUCAGAUACAGAGCCGCCUGAACGCCCUCUCCUCGGCCUAUGCCAACAACGACCUGGAGGCAGUACUCCGCCUGUAUGCCGAGGAUGUGGUGGUAAUGCCCCCCGGGCACGACAUGUUCAAGGGCAAGACGCACCCUAAGUUCGAGGAGCUGUGCAUCAAGCGCAUGAAGGAGAUCUGCAAUUGCACGACGAUUUACAACGUGCAAGAGGCGGUGGUUCCAGAGGGUGAGGAGGGCUUGUGCGGAAACGCAUUCGUACGGGACAGCUUCUCGACGCUCAACGUGACCACCCAGGAUGUUCUGACCAUACAAGCAGGCUACCAGACGACUCUCUGGGCCAAGCCAGACGGAGUCUGGGUUAUUAAGUGGGUGACAUGGACGAACGUAAUGGAUCCAUCGCCACAAGCACUACCCCCCCAAUUUGCUAUGUGAUCGAAGUGGACGUUACCUCCCCAGCUUAUGAUCCGACCGAGCCGGAUUCAGGCGUUGCUCAAGUAAAGCAGCAUAGGUGAAGAAAGGGAGCGAUGCCUGCUCAACGAAACUCCAAUCAGUGCUCGAUUGGGAGUGUUCACCUUAGGUCCAGCCUGCAUUGCAAGGCUGUAACAGUCAAAGUGGCAGUGCACGCUAAUACUAAAGCAUCGCACUGAGGUUUGUAUAGAUUUAGUACAGAUUACCGCACGUAUAGCUAGCUUGAACAGAUUCUACCCAUGCAUUUGUAAUUUAAACUUAAACUUGAUUGAAGAUUGAGUUUACUAGAGUGCUUGUCGUUGUUUAUCAAGUGUUGCACCGUCACAGAGAAUUGGGGUGGCCCGAAGCCGCUUCAAAUCUCGUCAAUUACUGAAACCCGGCACUGUCGGAAGCGGUGCCAGGCACACUUAUGUAGUAGCGCAGCAGUGGAACGUUUGGGUGCAUCACGACUGACUGAAGAGCUGUCUCCUGC
Molecule: messenger RNA, 1322 nt
Organism: Klebsormidium nitens
Lineage: Eukaryota; Viridiplantae; Streptophyta; Klebsormidiophyceae; Klebsormidiales; Klebsormidiaceae
Source: the annotation of a GenBank genome assembly